Molecule: messenger RNA, 1615 nt
Organism: Umbelopsis ramanniana AG
Lineage: Eukaryota; Fungi; Mucoromycota; Umbelopsidomycetes; Umbelopsidales; Umbelopsidaceae
Exons: 3
Coding region: 115-1362 (415 amino acids)
Source: RefSeq, a predicted model, not a curated record
AAAAGGGCCCAAAACCUAACCACACCACCCAAAAUAAUAAAAUCACAACAACUGAUUUUUUUUUCUUUCUAUCAUUUCACCUCUUUACUCUUUGCUUUCCAAUCGAUUUCUCCAAUGCCUCGCUCCCGCCAUGUGUUGGCUCUUUUGAUUGUGAUUGCUACCAUAUCGACUGGAUUUUACGUAGCCUAUGACGCACCGGAGCGACUUGCCAUUGUUCGUCAUGAGCAAGCCAAGGCAAUAGUACCUAUUUUCGACCAAUCACCAAUUACAAAUGGUUUCGAGCAGGAACAAUAUAUUACAUAUCUCCCGCAUAGUGGUUUCCAAGCCCAACGUAUUGCGUUUGAAAAUGCGAUCAUGGUGGCUCAUUAUACCAACCGAACAUUAAUUGCGCCAAUGGCGCGCUUAGGCGCCAACUUUGACUUUGGUACCUUUGAUCAAUUACGAGAAAGGUACCUGUCACAAACUUUGGAUAGCGCCGACGGCAUCUCAGUAUCAUGGUCGACUCUUUUCGAUUUGGAGGCGUUGAAAACAAAAUACAAUGUCCGCAUUAUCGAAAAAACGCACGGCCACACCGAUGGUAGCCCAGAUACCUGGAUUGGAGAAUACCCAUCACCAGAUAUGAUUCAUUUUAUCAACAAAACACAAGCCUUGCGUAGCUGGAAAAUUUACGAUAAGCAAGAUAGCCCGUCUCCUCUUGGGUCGUACAAUUACAAGCUGACGGUUGACGAGCUCAAGUCCAUCGAUAGUCCACUCCUCUACUUUGGCUCCAUGUGGGGCGGGGCUCGGGUCAUGUACUCUCAAGCUGCAAAUCAAGCCUUCCAAACGUUUUUACGACAACACUUUAAAAUCGUGCAUCCCGCCCUCACGAAUGCCGCUGACACUGCUAUUUACGCUAUGGGAGGAGUUAAUCGCUACGUUGCGCUACAGGUUCUCAGCGUUGGUCGAGGAAAAACAAACCAUGAUCAACAGCUUGAUAAUGCUAUCCAGUCAUUACUAUCUGAGCUCGAUCUGGACGAGAUGCUGAUGGGCGAUGAUGCGUUUGCUGGUCGUGACUGUCUGGAAGAUCGUCUGUCUCCAAAGCUAUAUUUGGCCACUGAUCUAUCUUCGCCUUACUCGAACCCGAUAUUUACUCGAUUGAGAAGCCUCUUUCCCUGUGCCGUUGCCUAUCAAGACUUGGUCCAUUGGGAUAUGAUCCAAGAUCCAUUGGCAAACAUGACAGAUGACUAUGGUAGAAACAUUGGCCCCUACUUUGUGCCCUUGGUGGACGGCAUCAUCGCAUCAAAAGCUGCCAAGUUCUUUAGCCAACAAGGAAGUGGCUAUGGACAGUAUUUCCAGCAAGCCUGGCAAAUUGAGCAUCGUUAACUUGAAAAAAUGAGCCCAAGUAAUUGUAAAUAAUAGUAAAACAUCUUUCCCAUGCUCUUCUAUCUCGCCUUUUUUUUCCCAUCCUAUCACUUCUUUCCCUUUUGCAUCGUAACGUCAAGUUCAGUUAGAUUUUAUUUCCCUUUGUCUCUCUCGUCUUUUUUUUCCUUUUUAUUUUAUAUACUGUACAGUGAAUUUUUUUUUUCAUAUGUAAAAAACACCCAUGUGUCGGAUGAAUAUCAUCAUCAUGUCAUCA